Molecule: messenger RNA, 2850 nt
Organism: Paramecium tetraurelia
Lineage: Eukaryota; Ciliophora; Oligohymenophorea; Peniculida; Parameciidae
Exons: 1
Source: RefSeq, a predicted model, not a curated record
AUGGAAAAAGAAUUGGCUCACAAAUUGGAUGUGAUUCUUAAGAAACUAAGUGAUGAUGUUCUAAAAAUAGAGCAAGACAAAUUAUAACAUGUGUUUCAUUCUGUUCAUACUAUAUCUUGGAUAGUGAUCUAAUCAAUAGUACCUUACAUUAGAGAGGAGUUCAGAGGUUAAACUAUAAAAGUGUUUUAAUUGAUUACCCAAUUGAUCAAGUGUCUCAAAGACAAUGAUUUUGAUGAAGUGACCAGAAAACUAUUUCAAUAACGAGCCUAAAGAAGAAGAUCUUUAAGGUUGAUCAAUUGUUCACUUUGUGAUCAGUAUCGUAAGAUGCCAUCCAAGUAAGAUCCUAAAUAAGCACACUACAAGAAGUACUUGGAUUAAUUGAAAAGAGAUGGAGUUGAAUUGAAUUCUAAAAUGGAACAUGUAUCACUGGAAAGAAAGAUUAGAAAAUUAUCAGAUGAUGACGAAUAAUUUGUAUAUAAGACAUCGAAAGCAUGUUAAGUUGAGUUGGAGGAAUUGUUACUCAAUUAAAAUACCAAUGAAAUCACAAUAAGUAAACCAGAAACUUUUGAUGCCGAAGCUUAAACUGAUUCUCUUCCAUCUAAAUUCUCACUGUAAGCCAUAUCAGAAUUGCGCAAUCAUUUUGUCAAUUAUUUUUAUUUGCAUUCUCAAUAUGAUAAUGUAAAAUCAAUUAUUGAAGAAGGAAUUAAGGCAUGUUAAAAAUAAACAGAAAUAUUCUCAGAUGUGAAUCAAGAUACUCCUGCCUUAAAAGUUAAAUAUUUUGCCUAAUAAUCUUUGUAACAUGUGACUUAGGUUCUAUAACAAAAAAUAACACAGAUUGAAGCAACUAAGGAAUUUAAAUCGAAGGAAUUGAAAGAGAAUCUUCCUCCUUUGGGUGAUAUCAUUAAAUAAGUGUAAUUGUAGGAACACAAGAGAAAGGCAAUCGAGGCAGGGAUUAUUGAAUAUGAUCCUGAAUUUGAUCCAGAAUUACUAUAGAAUAAGAGAAUAGAAUUUAGAGUUAAGGAAAUUAAUGGUUAAUAAGUGAUAGAGGAGGUUGUGGUAGAUGUAGAGAGUGGAGAAGUAAUCAAAAGUAGGGCCAGAUAAAGUGAUCCCCAAUAAGAAAUUAUGUUGGAAUAAGAAGAAUUGAUUAAGUAGAUAAAAUCAAAGGAACAAACUAUAGAUGAAAAUGAAUGGAUUGUGGCUAAGUAUGGAAAUUAGAAGGUUAAGGUAGUUUAGAAAUCAGAUGAUGUUACUUAAUAUGAAGUUAAUACUGCAUAGGCCAAAAAGAUUGUUAGAGUGAAAUCAGUUGAUGGGAAUAAGCAAUUGGAAGAGGAGUGGAUAGCUCAAUAGGCAGAUGGAAAACAUUAGUAUAAAGUAUAUUAGCAGAAUGGAUAAUUGUUAUAUGAGGACAAGGGAGAAUCGGUAGGGAUUAGAUUGUCAGCAAAGAGAUUAGAUCAUAAGGAAUCAAUUAUAGAGGAGAGGACAACGGAGAAUGGUAGUGUAAUGAGAAUAUUGGAGAAAUAAAAAUAUGGUUAGGAUACAUUAAAGAUUAUCAAAAGAAAUAGUCAGCAUGAAGUUGUGGAAUCUAUUACUAAGUAGGUUUUGAAAGAUGACAAUGGGGAAAUGUAUUAACAUGAGGAAGAAGUGAAAGAAGGAGGACUCAAAAUUAUGAGAAAGAUAUAUGUGAAUAGUGAUGAUUAGAGUAAGAAAAUAGAUGAAAUCACUAUUCAUCCAAAUGGACGAAGAUCUAGUAUUGUAUUGAAGCAAUACAAGGACAAAACUGAAGCUGUGUUUAAUGAUGAAUAUGGAGAUGAAAUUCAAGUGACCAAAUACACAUAUAUUAAUGAAAAGGGAUAAUAAGUUGAAUGUCAAAGAAAAAUGAAUAUGAGAACUAAGGAAGUGUAAAUGUAAAAGACUUUUAAAAAUGAAGAUGGUAAAUAAACUAUUGAAACUGUUAUCACUUUGGAUGGUUUGGAAAUAGGCAAGCAAGUCAUCAUUUAAGUUGGACCUAAUGAAAGAAUUGAAAGAAUUACCAAGAAUGGAAAGACUAUUGAGUAAAAGGUGUUAGUUGAUGAACAUGGCUAAGAGUCUAUCCAUAUGGUUGAUCAUGAAAAUAACAUGAAAAUUCAGACAACCAAUUUUACUAAGAAUUCUGUUGAAUAUCAAUAGUAAACUAUUAAUCUGUCUAAUGGUGCUAAAAGACAUAUUCAUUAGAGGUCGUAUUUUGAUGAGAAUAAUGAGAAGAUAGUCGAAGAAGAUAGAGUUGAUGAAUUUGGUCAAAGGAUUCUAAUUAAAAAGAGAAUCAAUGCUCUAGGUGAAGAGAUUAUUCAAGAAUUUGAAGUGGUUGAGAAUGAUGGACUUAAUCCGGAAUUACGAUAAAUUAGACAAUCAUAGAAAAGAUUACCACGAGCAGAGUUGUAAUCUGUUGUUGUAAUAGAUAUUGGAAUUCAGACUGAAGGUUAAAUACCAUUAUUCACACAAACUUAAGAGUAAUUUUAAUAGAAGAAGUAGAACUCUCAGAUUAUUAUUGAUAAACCUGAUUUCAAUGAAUUAGACAAAGAAGCAUUUAAGAAACUCUAAUAAGGAAAAGCCAAGAAUGACCCAUAAUUUUAAGAGGCAGUCAAUUAAAUUAAAAAGUUCUUCAAUAAAGGUGAUGGAGAAGAAUUAAAGUAAGAAGAAUUCAAUGAAUAUUUAUCGAAGUUGAGAUAAAAUCAUUAAAGGUAAUGUGGUGAAUAAUGUUCUCAUUUAUUAAGAUUUUAUGCAAAAUUAGGUUUCUUGAUUUAAAAAUCAGCUUUGAAUAGACAAGUUUACAAAUUACAAAAGGUCUAAUUGUAGGCUAAAGAAUCACUUUGA